AACAAACUUGUCUCACUGCGUGCUCAGAUUGGUGUUUGCACGCUCAGGUCUGUGGCAUAAAUGAUUAUGUGUCGAACAUCAAAGACAUGGAGUCUUUCAUCAUAUUUCUGAGUCUCUGUCUGAUGGUAUUAUCGACCACUUCAGCAGGGAAGAACAUCUCCACUGUAAUUGGGAAGAAUGUCACUCUGCCAUGUGAGGCAAAGGGGCACCUGCCUUUUGAUAUCCUGGAGUGGAGCAAACCAGGAACAAACACUGAAUUUGUCCUCAUUUACAGAAAUCAGACCUCAGGUAUUAGUGUCCUAAAGCAAUGCUACGCAGGUCGGGUAGAACUUGGGGACAUAAAUAUUGGAAACCUUUCUCUGAUUCUGAGGAACGUGAAGGCUGAGGACAGUGGAACAUAUGAGUGUUAUGUUCUGAAAGAAAGAAACCGCAAGAAGAGAAAAAUUCUUCAACCAAUCAGCAUUAUCUACCUGGAUGUUCUUCCUCCCCCUCUGUCAAGUAGAGGACACAUCGGACUGAUGGUUGUUGCUUCAAUGAUUGCUAUAGCCGCUAUGUUAGUCUCAAAGAAGUGGAUUUUUUCGUAGUAAAAAACUCUAAUACCAUAUCCCAUUUAAAACGCCCAGAUAAAUAUGUUGAUAAAUGUAGCAAUGUAGCUUAAAACUAUUACUGAAGCUAUAAAAUACUGAGGCACUUGGAAAAACCCAUACCUCCUACGUUUAGCUGUAAACUGAUUGUAUGGCAUUUUUAUAUUCUGUUAAAUGAGGAAGUUGGGCUCAAAAAAUGUCAGCGAGCGUCCGGCAAAGAUUGAGCCCGAACACGGUCAUCUCCUGCUUCUUCUACCUCAUGCGUCUAUGUGUUGCAUCAGGUGGAUGCUUUGAUGUCCGUAUCAGAAACUGACACACCAUCAAUGCCCUGACAUAUAUGCAUCUUGCCUCUAUGCCCAAGGAUUACAGAUAUAUCUCCUCUAUCAGUCCGGCUCCAAGAUGUGCCCAUAUCCUGUAUAUUUUUAAAGACACAAAGGCUGUCCUGAUUAGAUGACCUCACAGUGACAUCCACAAUGUGAAGGAAGGCCUUUUACUCUGUCUAAUCUGGCUAACAGAAUAACAAUGCACAUGAUGUAUAAAGAAUAAACCUAACAAUUCGUUAUAUAAACUUGUAUGUUUUGUCAGAGUUGUAUUUAUUUUAUAACUUCUGUUUGUAAGAGUUUUCUUAUUAUUCUGAUUAAAACGUUGCUCCUUUUCUAAACUC
This is a messenger RNA of Cyprinodon tularosa, 1248 nucleotides long. Its product is annotated as V-set domain-containing T-cell activation inhibitor 1-like. NCBI's taxonomy places the organism in Eukaryota, Metazoa, Chordata, Actinopteri, Cyprinodontiformes, Cyprinodontidae. Gene Ontology annotation, cellular component: external side of plasma membrane. The transcript has 3 exons. Gene Ontology annotation, biological process: immune response; T cell costimulation; positive regulation of T cell proliferation. The record is from RefSeq and is a predicted model, not a curated record. Bases 87 to 584 code for a protein of 165 amino acids.